CAAACAUAUAAGUAUAUUUAACUUACUCCUUUCGAUCUCAUAUAUAAGCAAAAGUUACGUUUAUUAUUUUCAAUAAACAAUUGUUUUAGCAUUCAAAUCUUAAUACAUGGCUGCUUCUAUUGAAACCAAUGACAAUAUUGAACAAGAUGCAAUUGUUUUUGCCAAUAACAUAGCAUCAUUUGUCGCAUUUCCUUUCGCAAUUCGGUCAGCAAUAGAACUUGGAAUCUUCAAAGUCUUAGCCAAAUUAGAGAAUGGUAUGAAACUAUCUGCAAAAGAAAUAGCUAUUCAAAUUGGAUCAAAGAAUCCAGAAGCAUCAACAAUGUUGGAUCGUCUUCUGAGGUUGUUGGCUAAUCAUUCCAUAUUGCAUUGCUCACUUUUUCAUGAUCAACACCAACCCACUUCCCCUCAAAUAGUCUACAGCCUUGCCCCUGUCGCUGAGUACUUUGUUUGUGGUCUUAACAACAUGUCAUUCAUAUCUUUCUUAGACUUAACUCUAGACAAGGUCAGCAUUGAAGCAUGGACUGGUUUGAAAGGAGCAAUCAUGGAAGGAAAUAUACCAUUCAAUAGGGUUUAUGGGAUGCAUAUGUAUGAGUAUGCCGGUGUGGAUCCUAGGUUCAAUGAUAUUUUCAACAAAGCUAUGCUCAACUUUACCACCAUACUCAUGAAUAGAGUUCUUGAAUGCUACAAAGGUUUUGAGCACAUCAACACAAUGGUGGACGUUGGUGGUGGUCUUGGAAUCAAUCUCAACCUAAUCACUUCAAAAUAUUCUCAUAUACAGGGUGUUAAUUUUGACUUGCCUCAUGUCAUAGAGAAUGCCACAACCUAUGCUGGUGUGACACAUGUGGGAGGCGAUAUGUUUGUGAGUGUGCCUAAAGGAGAUGUCAUUUUCAUGAAGUGGAUACUUCACAAUUGGAAUGAUGAACAAUGUGUGAAGCUGUUAAAGAACUGCUAUAAAGCUAUUCCCAACGAUGGCAAAGUUAUUGUUGUUGAAUCGAUUCUUCCUAUUUUGCCUGAUAAUACAAUUAUUUCCAAGACUUGUUCUCAAAUUGACCUCAACAUGAUGGUUUAUCAUGAAGGAGGAAAAGAGAGAACUAAAUAUGAAUUCAUAGAAUUAGCAUUAAAAUCUGGAUUUAGUGGCAUCAAAUUUGCCAUUUGUGUCUCUGGCAUGUGGGUUAUGGAGUUCUUCAAGUGAAAAUAGCUAGCUAGUAUGGCUUAAAUAAUCAUGUUAUAUGCUUUAUAGACUUCAUAAUUAAAUAAAGGAAAA
Molecule: messenger RNA, 1264 nt
Organism: Trifolium pratense (red clover)
Lineage: Eukaryota; Viridiplantae; Streptophyta; Magnoliopsida; Fabales; Fabaceae
Product: anthranilate N-methyltransferase-like
Exons: 4
Coding region: 107-1192 (361 amino acids)
Biological process (GO): methylation
Molecular function (GO): protein dimerization activity; S-adenosylmethionine-dependent methyltransferase activity; O-methyltransferase activity
Source: RefSeq, a predicted model, not a curated record